GUGGGUGCCGAUGUGGCUGGCUUCAUGGGGGAUCCCGACCCCGAGCUCUUCGUGCGCUGGCACCAGCUUGGUAUUUGGUAUCCCUUCUACCGGGCCCACGCUCACCUGACCACGAAGCGGCGGGAACCUUGGCUGUUGGGCGGCAGCGUCCUGGGAAAGGUGAGGAAAGCCGUGCUAGCACGGUACCGGAUGCUUCCCACGUGGUACACCCUGGCUGCCGAAUGGGCUUUGGCUGGAGCGCCCAUGGUACGACCCAUCUGGUACCACGACCUGGAGGAUGCAGAAGCCUUCCAACAUGCCGACACGCACUUCUUGGUUGGGGAUGCCCUGCUGAUUCGGGCUCCUUCCGAGGGGGCGAAGUCGGUGAAGGUUUACCUGCCAGGUACGGUGAGGUGGUUCGAUUUCUGGCAUCCCAGGAUUCAUGCGCCCGGUCAGGCCUUCAAGGUGUCCUUGAACAAGAAUCAUCUCCCCGUCUUUGUUCGGGCCGGCCGCUGCCUGUUCCAGCGCAUGCGUCCUCGGCGCAGCGCCACCGCCAUGGUCAAAGAUCCUCACACGGUGGUUUGCUAUGCGGACGAAGAGGGCCGGGCGUCCGGCAAGGUGUACCUGGACGAUGGCUCCAGUCAUGACUAUCAG
Molecule: messenger RNA, 633 nt
Organism: Symbiodinium necroappetens
Lineage: Eukaryota; Dinophyceae; Suessiales; Symbiodiniaceae
Source: the annotation of a GenBank genome assembly